AUGCAAAGGCAUCAAUCAACAAGCUGGUCUAAUAACCAUUAUAGAUGUAGUUGUUGUUUUCCAGGUCCCUAUUCCUCAGAACACGUUUGUCCUAUAUUACCAAUACCCGAACCUACUUACAAUUCUGACUUAUAUUCUUCAAAUCGCAUUCCAAAUUCACAAAAUAUUUCUCAGUAUCACCAAAAUGAACCGACUUAUUAUCGUAACAGACACAACAGUGACAACUCGAAUUCUAGUCAGAAUACCUAUUAUCGUUAUAGACAUAGUAACGACAACUCAAAUUCAAGCUUGAGUCAGAAUAUGAAUACUUAUACUCAUCAACAACAUCCUCAACAUCCUCCGACCAGUUUCACAUCACAAUUUUAUAAUCAAUCAUCAGAUCUAAUAUUAAAUCGUUUAUCAUGUUUAUUUAUGAUAAAUGCAUUAAGUUCAUUGUUAUCUCGAGCAGGAUCUCGAAUUCGUCAACACAAUUCCUCACGUAGCCCAUCACCUCAGAAUGCGAAUCUCGAAGAAUUUACUGUGGUAAUCCCAGUAAUUGAUCAUAAAGUUAAGAAGAAUUUAAAUGAUUCUCCGAUGAAGAAUCCACCUUUUUGGAGAAGAUUGACCUGGUCCUUCUUAACAAUUUUAAAUGUUUAUACAUUUAUUGGGAGUGUUUUUUUAAUGGUUAUUUUGUCCAUAAAUGGGAAUAUCACAAAGACGUUUUCAAGGUUAAAUUAUUUUAUUAUAAUCAUAGGAACCUUAGAAUUUGCUCCACGUAUGAUGAAUAUUUAUCAAAUCCAUCUUUACACCAAUGGAAAAAUUAACUUUUGUGAAGCUUUGGCUAUUAUGUUUGGCAAAAAAGAACUAUAUUUACUCUAUGGUAAACAUCAUAUAUCUUAUAGACAGAUCUCAAGUCGCUUUUCAAGAAAGCAUACCACUAAAAUUUAUGAUG
This is a messenger RNA of Scutellospora calospora, 931 nucleotides long. Lineage: Eukaryota; Fungi; Glomeromycota; Glomeromycetes; Diversisporales; Gigasporaceae. The record is from the annotation of a GenBank genome assembly.